AUGGACGAGCUCCCCAUUGACCUCCGCACCCCCCGCGGGGGCUCCUCCCCCCCAGAGGCUUCGUUGCCGCUGCGGAAGCGGCGCUCGGUGAGGAUUGGGCCGCUGUUGGGGCCCCCCCCGGGGGUGCUGGCCCUGGCCCCCCCCCCUUUGGCCUUCGUGGCCCCCCCCCCCGAGGCUCAAUUGGCCGCUGCCAUCGCUGCGGCCACCGGGCAGGACGAGGACGGGGACACGCCCCUCCACAUCGCAGUGGCUCAGGGCUCCCUGGGCCUCGUUCGCCGCCUCGUGGCCCUGUUCCUGUGGGGGGGGCAGGACCUGGAUGUGCAGAACCGGCUGCGGCAGACCCCUCUCCACGUCGCCAUCUUGGCGUCGCAGCCGGCGCUGGUGCGGCUGCUGGUGGCGCACGGCGCAUGCGCGAUGGCGCGGGACCGGCGCGGCCGCACGGGGGCGCACCUGGCGUGCGCGGGCGCGGGAGCGCGCGUGCUGCGGGAGCUGCUGCGGGGGGGGCCCGACCUCCACGUGACCGACUACGAGGGUCUCACCCCCCUGCACCUCGCGGUGCAUUCUGGGUGCCGGGAGAGCGUGGAGCUGCUGCUGGAGCACGGGGCUGACGUGGACGCAGUGGACAUCAAGAGUGGUCGCUCCCCACUGCAGCACGCGGUGGAGAGCAACAGCCUCGAGAUGGUGGAGCUGCUCAUUAGGCGCGGCGCUGACGUCAACGCCCAGUCCUACGCGGGGUGCACGGCGCUGCACGCGGCGGCGGCGCGCGGCCACCAGGGGGCGCUGCGGCUCCUGCUCCGCAACGGCGCCGACUGCGGCGUCCGCAACCACCACAACGAGCGCCCCCUGGCGGUGGCCAGAGACAGGGAGGUCAUUGACAUCCUCCGUGGGAAAUCCGCCCGCCCGGCCCCGCCCCCUGCCCGGGCAGCCAAUGGCCGCUCCUCCCGCAGCCCUGCCCACCCUCCUCCAGCAGCCAAUCAGAGCGCGGCAUCCCCCCAGCCGGCCAAUGAGGUGCAGGGGGCCCGCCCGGACCAAUCAGGGGAGGCGAAGGACAGGGGAAGCCCCGCCUCCAAACCCCAGCGAGACACGUGA
Molecule: messenger RNA, 1089 nt
Organism: Neopsephotus bourkii (Bourke's parrot)
Lineage: Eukaryota; Metazoa; Chordata; Aves; Psittaciformes; Psittacidae
Gene: BCL3
Product: BCL3 transcription coactivator
Exons: 10
Coding region: 1-1089 (362 amino acids)
Biological process (GO): protein localization to ciliary inversin compartment
Cellular component (GO): ciliary inversin compartment
Molecular function (GO): protein binding
Source: RefSeq, a predicted model, not a curated record